Messenger RNA from Hyalella azteca, 900 nucleotides. RefSeq lists its product as uncharacterized. The transcript has 5 exons. Lineage: Eukaryota; Metazoa; Arthropoda; Malacostraca; Amphipoda; Hyalellidae. Bases 1 to 900 code for a protein of 299 amino acids. The record is from RefSeq and is a predicted model, not a curated record.
AUGGCUGUGGUGCAGACACAUGGCUGUCGUGCAGACACAUGGCUGUCGUGCAGACACAUGGCUGUCGUGCAGACACAUGGCUGUGGUGCAGACACAUGGCUGUCGUGCAGACACAUGGCUGUCGUGCAGACACAUGGCUGUGGUGCAGACACAUGGCUGUGGUGCAGACACAUGUCUGUGGUGCAGACACAUGGCUGUGGUGCAGACGCAUGGCUGUCGUGCAGACACAUGGCUGUCGUGCAGACACAUGGCAGUCCAACAGUGCAACAGCAAGAGUGCAACAGCAACAGUGCAACAGCAAGAGUGCAACAGCAACAAAGCAACAGCAACAGUGCAACGGCAACAGUGCAACAGCAACAGUGCAACAACAACAGUGCAACAGCAACAGUACAACAGCAACAGUACAACAGCAACAGUGCAACAGCAACACAACAGCAGCACCAGCACUUGCAGCAGCACCAUCCACAGCAGCACCAGCCACAGCAGCAGCAGCAGCAUCAGCAGCAGCAGCACCAGUCACAGGCCCAGCAGCAGGCCCAGCAGCAGGCCCAGCAGCAGGCCCAGCAGCAGGCCCAGCAGCAGGCCCAGCAGCAGGCACAGCAGCAGGCCCAGCAGCAGACCCAGCAGAAGGCCCAGCAGCAGGCCCAGCAGCAGACCCAGCAGCAGGCCCAGCAACAGGCCCAGCAACAGGCCCAGCAGCAGGCCCAGCAGCAGGCACAGCAGCAGGCCCAGCAGCAGACCCAGCAGAAGGCCCAGCAGCAGGCCCAGCAGCAGGCCCAGCAGCAGACCCAGCAGCAGGCCCAGCAGCAGACCCAGCAGAAGGCCCAGCAGCAGGCCCAGCAGAAGGCCCAGCAGCAGGCCCAGCAGCAGGCCCAGCAGCAGCCCAGCACACGUCAUUAG